AUGAGAACUUUGAUUAUCUUGGUGUUUCUCGCUGGCGUUUUUCAUACAAAAUUUCAAGUGCUGGCAGUGAGGGCAAAACUUUAUCAAACGCCCAACAAUGUUACAUAUUUUAUUAAUCAGGAUUAUACAUACACCUGGUUUGAGGCUCUCAUAGAAUGUAGCAGCCGAAAUAUGUCCCUGCUGACCCUGGAAGAGGAUGUCGAGUUGCUGGAUAUUUAUCAAAUUGCGAUCAAAAAUAAUUUUGCCAAAAAGCCACCUCAUCUCUGGACAGGAGGUGUCGGCUCAAAUCGCAAAUUUAUUUGGUUUUCAACGGGCACCCCAGUUGCCACUCGCACCUGGGGCAUUGGCAAUCCAGAUAAUUCAGGAAAUGUGGAAAAUUGUGUUCAAAUCUUCGAGAAUACAAAUAAACUGAAUGACAUCAAGUGCUUCGAGAAAAUGGGAUUUGUUUGUGAGAAAAAGCCAGGUAAUGACGAGGAAAAACCUUUGGCGGAUUUUGGAAAGUUCGGGGAUUGGUGUUUAAUUUUAAUCAAGGAAAAUAAUGAAUAA
Messenger RNA from Musca domestica (house fly), 546 nucleotides. RefSeq names its product lectin subunit alpha-like. The transcript is spliced from 3 exons. The record is from RefSeq and is marked provisional. Lineage: Eukaryota; Metazoa; Arthropoda; Insecta; Diptera; Muscidae. Gene Ontology annotation, biological process: biological process involved in interspecies interaction between organisms. Gene Ontology annotation, molecular function: carbohydrate binding. Gene Ontology annotation, cellular component: external side of plasma membrane. Bases 1 to 546 code for a protein of 181 amino acids.